Ruditapes philippinarum (Manila clam) is the source of this 1504-nucleotide messenger RNA. Its product is annotated as multiple epidermal growth factor-like domains protein 10. NCBI's taxonomy places the organism in Eukaryota, Metazoa, Mollusca, Bivalvia, Venerida, Veneridae. The annotation marks the transcript as partial. The transcript has 8 exons. Gene Ontology annotation, molecular function: scavenger receptor activity. The record is from RefSeq and is a predicted model, not a curated record.
AUGAUUUUGGCACUAGGACUUUCAGUUAUUCUGUUUAGACCCAUAACAAGUGCAGAAAAUAUUACCUGCAACACUUUAUGCAUACGUGGUCCCGAUAUUACAACAGAGACAUGUAACACAACUACUGAUGAAUGUUUAUAUGGCUGUAACGUUGGGUUCACUGGACCAAAUUGCUCAUAUAAAUGCCCAGAUUCAUGUUUACACCCAACAGAUAUUGAAACUGGGACAUGUGACCAUAUAUCUGGGGAAUGUUUACAUGGUUGCAAAAAGGGCUUUGCAGGACCAAACUGCUCGAUUGAAUGUCCAGGGAAUUGUUUAUCAGAUGAAAGAGGCAUGGAGAUAUGUAAUGCAACUACAGAACAGUGUUUAUUUGGAUGUAAAGAUGGAUUCUAUGGCUCAAACUGCACAAGAAAAUGUUCUGAUGAAGAUGAACACUGCGAGCAAUGUAGUGCAAAAUAUUUGGAUAUCGGAAUUGAAUGUUACAAAUGUAACAGGAACUUUUAUCUGUCAGCUGGAAAAUGUCGAUCAUGUAACCACUGGUGUUUUCCUUCUCUAAGUAAUAAUGAAACGACGUGUAGACAAGAGGAUGGUUACUGUAAUCAUGGUUGCAAAACAGGACGGUAUGGUUUCAUGUGUGGAGUUCGCUGCAGUUCUACGUGUAAAGAUAAGUGUCACAGGGAAACUGGAAUGUGUUUUGAUUGUACAUUUCCAAGCUAUUGUGGACCAACUUGUGAAAUACAAUGUCAAGAUGGUUGUUUACAUCAACAAUGUAAUCAGUCUUGUCAAUGUGUUAAUGGGUGUACUGCUACCCAUUGGGGAGAAACAUGUUCGACCGUAUGCAAUUCAAACUGUAUCAAACCAUCUAGUUCUAAUGAAAGAGCGUGCAACGCUUUGAAUGGGACGUGCUUUUUAGGAUGUGACGGAGAACGCUUCUGGAAAAGUCAGUGUAGUGAGCCAUGUUUUAGUAACUGUGUCAACGGCACUUGUGAGCAUUACACUGGAAAUUGUAAAGAUGGCUGCACGAGUAACAGAGUCUAUGGCGGGCGAUGUGAAAGGACGUGUAACAAGAACUGCAAUGUUGGCACUUGCAAAAGAGAAGAUGGAUAUUGUGAUAAAGGUUGUAAAGAAGGAAGUUAUGGUAACAAUUGUGGAAAUAUAUGCAGUGCAACAUGUUUAAACCAAAAAUGUAAAAGAGUUGAUGGCAGCUGCACAGACGGGUGUAUCUUUGGAUAUGAAGGACAGAAAUGCGAUACAGAAACAAAACCGGUUGACAAAUCCUUACUUGGGCUUGCUAUCAGCGGAUGGGCCUUGUGUAUCAUUCUUCUGGCGUUUGUGAUAAUAACAACUGUAAGAAGAAGGCUGAGAAAGUCUAAAAGGACCAAAACCAAUUCAGAAGAGGAUACACAAGCCCAAAUAAGAAAUCAGCAAGUAUACACAACAUUACAGCAUGACCAAGAUGAGAAUGAUGAUAAGGCAAAGUAUGAGGUGCUGAGACUUGGAAAAG